Volvox carteri f. nagariensis is the source of this 2652-nucleotide messenger RNA. RefSeq lists its product as uncharacterized. Gene Ontology annotation, molecular function: protein binding. The coding region runs from base 1 to 2652 and encodes 883 amino acids. NCBI's taxonomy places the organism in Eukaryota, Viridiplantae, Chlorophyta, Chlorophyceae, Chlamydomonadales, Volvocaceae. The transcript has 11 exons. The record is from RefSeq and is a predicted model, not a curated record.
AUGGAGCCGCUUCAGAAAGCACAAGAACGCUUGUCACUCCAUGAGCUUAUCCGCGUUGGCGUGGGCAGGCAAGAGGAUCUGCGCCUACUGCAAAAUGUCGCCAUGCAAUCCGCUUGUUUACCCGCGACCUCCGUGGCGCAACUGCUGCGGGAGGCAGCUCUACGGGAGGAGUGGCGGUCGGGCCGGGAGGCGGCCCUCCUGGACUCCCUGCGCUCCCAGUCCCUUGGCGGUGUGCUGGGGCUGGGCCUGGGUCCAGGGGGCUGCCUCAGUGCCGCGGACGGGCGCCUGCUGUCGGAGCAGCUUGCGGCCCUCACAGAGAUGGUGGAGCAGCACCAGCAGCGCAGGCGGACCCGGGCUGCGGCAGCAUCCGCGGCGGCACCAGGAGCAGCAGUGCAGCGGGCAGCGGCGGCCGUGUACCGCGGCUCCCCAACCUCGCGCAAGAGCCCCGGUGCGACCUCCCACCCGGGACCCCGCGGACCGCACCCGGCAGCUCCCGCCGCCCCCAGUAGUACCGGUAGCAGUACCGCCGCUGUCACCGCCAGCGCUCCCUCCCCGGUGCGGCCCCAUACCUCCUCUCACCCCUACCUCACACCUCUGGGCCCCAAGCAGCCACCGGCACCUCAGUCCCCGUUGUCAACACCGCCAGUGCAGCAGCAGCAGCCGCAGCCGCUGACUGGCCAACUCGCAGAGGGGCUGGGUCGGCGGCUUUCCCGCCCGGCCUCCACACCCUCAGCAGCUAGCCGCAGCAGCACCGGACUGGUGCGGACGGUCUCCGCGGGGUCGGAUGUCGCGGACAGGAGGGACAGCGACAGCAGCGGCACCAGCGGGUACGACGUAGGCCACCACUCACCGGCGGCCCCGGCGCAGCGACAGCGGCGGCUGGGCACAUCUGUGGGCGCUCCGGGAUCCGCUGCUUCCGUGGCUGCGGCAGCAGCCAUCUAUGGGGCCGGCACCGCGGCCACCGCUGGCGGUACGGGAGUGGUGGGCUCACCCGCGCGGGGGCUGCGGAGCAGCGGACGCGGCGGUGGACGGCAACAGCAGCCAAGUGGUGGUGGCGGCGGUGGUGGUCCGUCUUCUCCUUUCCAGGCGGUGAAAUCGACCCAUGGGUCACCACUCAGUCAGGGAAGGCUCAGGCCGUGUAGCGCACCGGACGGGCUCCCGGGGCCGAGUGCCUGGGACGCCACGCGGACAGCGGCAGUAGCAGCAGCGGGACCAGUGGACACCUCGGUGGCCAUGAUGUCGGCGGCAGCUGCGACGGCUGCUGCAGCCGCGGCUGCCGUCAACUCCCCCCCUGGAGGAGGUGGUGGGGCGGUCGGGGCCAGCCACGCCGCGGAGCGCAACAGUGGAUUCCGCAACCUGUUGCGGCUGCAGCAGCUGUUGGUGCAGGGCCUUCGUGAGCACGCCCAAGCCGAGGGCGAGGGUGGUGCGCUGGAGGCGCUGGUCGCCAGUGUGACGGAGGGACAGCACUUCUUUGCGGAGUGCCUGCUGGAGGCGUUGGAGGCCGCGGGGCUGCCACCGGAUGCAGUGGGGGGGGGGGCCUGGGACAAGAUGCUGCGGUUGGGUCAGCUGGGCCUUACGCGGUCGGACGUGAACCGGCUGGAGGAGAUCAGGCGGCAGCGGGCGGCCCGGGUCAUUCAGCGGCAGGUGCGCAAGUGGUUGCGGAGGCGGCGGCACCAGCGGCGGCUGGCGGAGGCCCGGGCCAGGGCAGAUGCCAUGCAGCGGAAGCUUAGGGAGGUGGCUGCCCGGGUGAUUCAGUCCUGGGUUCGGGGCCACCUCGCUCGCCGCCUGGUGGCCCGCCUGGCUGCGGAGGCAGCUCGGGAGGGGGCCGAGCGGCGGCGGCUGGCGGCGAGGGCCUGGCGGGCGCACCGCCGGGCGUUGAGGUACGCGGAGGUGCUGGCCAGGGCGGAGGAGAAGCGGAGGAGGAGGCUACAGCUGCCCGAGCAGGAGCAGCAGCAGCAGCAGCAAGGGGGAGCGGUGGUGACGGUGGCGGUGGCGGGAGGGCAGGCGGGUGGCCGUACGGGUUGCGGCCGCGUCCUGAUGACCGCCGAGCAAGCUGUGGUUGUGAUCCAGUCCCACCUGCGUGGCUGGCUGGUCCGCCGCAGCUCCGACCUGUGGUGGGCCCGAGCCAGUCUGCGGCUGAGGGAGCGGCGGGCGGGGGCGAGGGCGUGGAGGCAGCACCAGCGCUUCAUGGAGGCCAGCCACGACAUGCAGGCGCAGCUUCUAGGUUCCCUGGUUCGUGAGGCCCAGCUGGCCGCGGCGCUGGAGGCGGACCGGCGGCGCCAGGACGGGGAGAUGAGGGCCGCCUUCAACGAGUGGCUGCUGCAGCAGCAGCGGGUGGCGCUGUCGCAGCCGCUGCCACGGGGCUGGGUGCCCCACCCGCACCCCAGCGAGCCGGGUCGCAUGUGCUUCCUGAACACGCGAACCGGUGAGCUCCACGGCCUGCACCCCGCCGUGGCGGAGCUGGCUCGCCACGCCCGGGAGCAGCACGCCGCCGCAGUGGCCGCCCUGCAGCUGAGGUUCUCCGGCGUACCCGCCUACCUGGAGCAGGUGCACCAGGCCACAGCGGCUCAGGCGACCAUCGCAAUGAGGGCCAUUGCAGUGGUGUACCAGAGCGCGGUGGCACAGGCGGGGGGCCUGCGGCCGCGGCCCUAA